AUGAAUCCCAGUACAUCUUUAAGCACAUUUAACCAGAAGAAAGGAGGUUUCAGGACCUGCACGUUUGUUUUCGUGUUGGGAACUCUCGAGAACAUAGGAUUCGUCGCAAACAUGUUAUUUAUGGUUCUCUACUUCAGCAUGGUGAUGCACUUCAAUAUUUCGACUGCUGCAAACACUCUCACAGACUUCCUUGGUUCGACUUUCCUGCUCACCAUCUUGGGAGGCUUCAUAUCAGAUACUUACUUGAAUAGGCUCUACACAUGCCUGAUUUUCGGUUUUCUUGAAAUUACGGGACUACUGCUGGUUACAAUCCAAGCAUACUCAAAAAGGGCUGGUGGAGUUAAAGGAGUCAUUGCAGCACUUGGUGCAGAUCAAUUUGAUCAUAAGGACCAGAAGGGUGCACAGGGUUUGGCCAGCUAUUUCAAUUACUAUCAAUUUAGUGCAACCAUUGGAUCAAUAAUAGGAGUUACUGCUGUUGUAUGGGUUGCUAUGAAUAAAGGUUGGUACUGGGGUUUCUUCAUUGGUUUGGUUACUGCCUUUAUUGAAUUUGUGGUACUUGCACUGGGAAAGCCUUUCUAUCACUUCCAACCAUUAGCCAAUAGCCCCAUUCUUCGGGUAUCACAGGUCAUCAUCACUGCAAUUCAAAACCGAAAUUUGAGCUUGCCUGAGAAUCCCGACAAGUUAUAUGAGAUUGACGAAAAAGAAAGAGAUCUGUCUGAAGAAAAACUUUCACAUACCAAUCAAUUCAGGCACUCCAGCACAAUCUUGAAUCAACUGCAUUUUGUUAUAUUCUCCUAA
Messenger RNA from Fraxinus pennsylvanica, 798 nucleotides. The record is from the annotation of a GenBank genome assembly. Lineage: Eukaryota; Viridiplantae; Streptophyta; Magnoliopsida; Lamiales; Oleaceae.